Molecule: messenger RNA, 731 nt
Organism: Myotis lucifugus (little brown bat)
Lineage: Eukaryota; Metazoa; Chordata; Mammalia; Chiroptera; Vespertilionidae
Gene: ALLC
Product: allantoicase
Exons: 5
Biological process (GO): allantoin catabolic process
Molecular function (GO): allantoicase activity
Source: RefSeq, a predicted model, not a curated record
CUGCAGUCCGGCGACUGGGACUACUUGGUUCCCAGGACAGAGCUGAGACUGGGGAAGCCUGCUUCCGGCCACAACUACUUCCUGGUUAAUUCCCAGCAGAAAUGGACCCACGUCAGACUCAACAUUUUCCCAGACGGUGGGGUCGCACGCCUCCGGGUAUACGGCGUGGGACACAAGGACUGGGCAUCCGCCGACCCCAAAGAGCCGGUGGACCUGGCGGCCAUGGCCAGUGGGGGCGCCUGCGUGGGGUUCAGUAACGCCCAUUUCGGGCACCCCAACAAGAUGAUAGGCGUCGGGCAGCCCGCGUCCGCGGCCGACGGCUGGGUGACCGCGAGGAGGCCCGACAGGCCGCCCGUGCUGCAGAGCGACGAGACCGGCGCCCUCCUCGUCCUCGGGGGCGAGUGGGCUGUUUUCCGCCUCUCACACCCUGGAGUGGUGACCCAAGUGGAAAUCGACACGACGCAUUUUGAAGGCAGCGCUCCCGCCAGCUGCCGCCUGGACGGCUGCAUCCUCACGGCCCAGGAGGAGGAGGACAUGGCCCGGCAGCAGUGGGACCUGCCAGGCCACCGGUGGAAGGCGCUGCUCCCGGCCACGAAGGUGAGGACCCGGCUGUGGCCGCCUCGGGCCCGGCUCCCGCACCCGUUCCCCAGCCCGUCCGGCCAGGCCUCCCGCCCACUUUAGCCGUCACGCACGCAGCUGUGCGUUUAUGUGGUAAGAGGCAGGGCUCCAGC